Molecule: messenger RNA, 3531 nt
Organism: Trichobilharzia szidati
Lineage: Eukaryota; Metazoa; Platyhelminthes; Trematoda; Strigeidida; Schistosomatidae
Source: the annotation of a GenBank genome assembly
AUUCGUUGUUGCGCGCGGUUUUAGAUUUUGUAGUCCGUGUGCGCUGUGUUGCUUGCGCCGAAAUCUUAGCGCACUCAGGUCUUCUAAGUCUGAGUUAUCAAACACGUGAUGGAUAACAGUUUUCGGUCUUUGUACUUCAGUAGACAGUUGUCCUUAAAGGCAUUCGACAUGAAAUAAAACUGGGUGCGAUGUCACCCAGUUUCGAAACACCUAAACUACUUUAGCCUGUUUGAAAUAGUGCUCGCCGGAUAUGGUUAAGUGCAUAAAACAGUUAGAAUUUUAUUUAUUUGCGCAGACCAGUUGCAAUGUCAUUUGUACUUAUGUAUAAGUACACAAUAUAAUAUCAACGGUAAAGCGACCAUUGGUUAGCUUUACUGUCAACUUUCAUCUAACGUGCCUUUUUAAUUCGUGUUCUGUGCACAUAUAGAUACAUAGGUGAGAAUGUCUGUAUAAAUUUUUGGCGAGUCUGUAACGUCUGUUGUUUAGGCGGCUGAAUCUAUUACUUCAGACUGCUCUAGAUACGAAUGUGGAGAUGCAUUAUUUAUCUAGCUUAGUAAGUAGCAUUCUGUGCUUAUGUUCGAAUAAGGAGUCCAAAUUCAUAAGUCUAGGGUGGUAAUAUCUGGUGCUUCCGGUGUUAAUUUGCUCAUGCUUGGAUCGCUUGUAUGUAGGCGACUGUUGUUUUAAUAUAAAAUAUUUCUAUAGUUGUCUCUAUGCAGAUGUUUUAGUCCUUUCCACCUCACCUGCAUUAUAACCCCCUUCUAUUUCACUGAAUCCAUUUACAUGGAGGCGUAUCUUAUCAUUGAAAUCUAUUCCAUGUUGGUCGUAUUAUAGAAAGUAAAAGAAAAUAUGCAAAAGCUACUCAAUAAAACGAAUCCUUAUAAGUUAGUGAAAUGUCUGCAAGUGUUAGAAUUGUCUAGAGAUAUCAAUCACUCUUUCACUGGUCUGAAUAUGUAUGCGUCACCACUGAGUGCUACAUCACUGUCUUCUGAUUACACCUCAUUUCGUCUAUGAAAUUUCUGGAAUGGUUUCGCAGCGCUUAGUCGGCUUAUUCAAGCUCCAAAAUGUGAACUGGUUUUUCAACUAUAAUUACUUCACAUUAUAUUAUUUGUGACAUUUCUUUAACCGUUCCUCGGUACAUGUAUUUGGUCAUUCGUAUUAUGAUAUUUGGCCUUUGGAUUUGAUUUCCAGCCAUUGUGAACAGUAGUACUUAGUGAACUAAGAACUUCUUUUUGUGACAUUCUGUUUUGUUAUUUGCAGCUUGUGAUAUUCUCACUUUUUGUGUAUAAAUGGAAAAUCCUGGGCUAGCUACACCAGUAAAAAUAUCUCCAUAUGGUGAUGAAUUUGGAAUAACUACUCCCUCAGGCGGUUUGAUUUUCAAUCCAUUUCACAAGGAGUUUCUUAAUCGUGUUGGACAAGUGAACUUUAGCCCUGGAAUAUUUGCCUAUAAUCCAAGUCCAAUAGGUAAAAGUGGUUCAAGGAGGAAUACUCCUAGUCGGAAAAAUGCACAUAUCAAUUUAUCCCCCGACAUCCAAGGAGAUUUGUUUCCUGCAGAUAUAGAUGAGAAUCCAAUUUUACAAUUGAAACUUCAAGAGAAGCUUGAUACACAAUGUGACGAUGAAAUUCAAAAUACAAUCCACAGCUUUUUCAAGAAUCACCUAAUCGCACCUAGUCCUGAUACUUUUGUUGACUCACCAUCAAAAUCCCAUACCAUCCUCCUUCCACGGACUUCAUCUCUUCUGCCAACAGCAACUCCUUUAGGAAAAAAGAAAAAGAAUUCAUACAUGCUAGAAAACAAUUCGAAUCCCAUGUGUGAAGUUGCUGUCCAGACAGCUAUCUCUAUGCCUCCAUCAUUCGAUUUUGAAUCAAUUAUGCGAAAUGUACUUGAACAAAAUCAUUCAACAACAGAUUCAUCCAAUCAGAAAUCUAUUAUCAAGUUGAAAAGAACAUCUACUGAAUUAGACAGUCUAACUGAUAAUCAGUUACAUUCAGAUUUAAAAUCUGCACCAAUAAUGAAUAAUAUUUCCCUGUCAGCUUGUUCAGUACAUCGUCCAGUCAAUUCAAAUUCAAAUAAUACUAAUAACAAUAAUUCUGCAUCAAUACAGCGUAAAAAUUCUCGUCAUUGGCUUAGUCGACGUAGUCUCUUCUCUGAUUCAUCGGAAGUUAAUGAAGAGCAUGAUUAUGCAGUUGUGGAUGGUGAUGAAUUAAAUGAACAGCGUACAAUUACAUCAUCCGACGAUUUAAGUAAUCGUUGCCAUCGAACAGACUCUUCAUCUAUUCAACCAACAUGUUCCACAUAUUUGUCUUCUACGCAAAUGGAGAAUCCUUGUACAAAAUUCAGUGUUGAAAAAUUCUGUCCAAAUGAAACCAAUUGUUCAUUGAUUAAGGAAACAGCUGCAUUACAAAUGUGUUUGCCUGCUAGCUGGGCUGAUACUGGGAUUAGUGAUGAUGAUGAUGAUGACGAUGAUAAUGAUAGCUAUGAUGGGACUACACACAAUGAAGACGGUAUGUCAAAUGCAACGGAUCUAGAUAAUUCAGUCAAUAUGCGUACCCUGAAUGGAACAACAAUUGAGCAUACCAAUAAUAAUAACUCAUUAGAUGAUGUUGUCAGCUGUGGGGGUUGUUAUUCUAGACCAAUGCAUUUAUCUAUUGACUAUUGUUCAUCUCAAAUGAAUUCCCCAAAACAUCUUGAUCAACAUUUUCGUUGUGGCAGUACCAGUCCAGGUGUUUGUUACACUGAUAUCUCAUUUCAUAGUCCUGAUUUAUCGCCAAUCUUACCUGCUGCUCGACAAGUUAAUAAUAAUUCUGUUGUUUUUCAUUUGAAUUCUGCUGAAGGCAAAAAUACUUCAGAUAUCAAAUCGAAUGAUAGUGAUAGUAGUCAUGAGGUGCCUAUGCCUGCUAAAUGCUUAUUUCCAACAAAUUUGAAUAAAUCUAACUAAUGAUUUAUUACUAUUAUCUAUCAGUAAUAGUUUUAAUAUUAAUAUUAUUUGUCUCCUAGUAUAUUUUAUAAUACGAGUAUUUGAUUGUCAUUGGUUAUGUGUUUUUAGAAUUCUUCUCUUUUUUUAAUUCCCUGAAGUCGAAAUUGUAGACGAUAGUUUUUCUAACAAAAUGCCGAAUGUAUUUAUUUGCCAAAUGUGUAUCUUCUAAUAAUAAGGCAGAAUGGGAAAUAGAGAGAGGCGAGGAGACUUUUACAUUGUCUACAUCCGCAUAACAAAGAAAUUUUAAACUCAUUGCUGAUUGAUUUGGAAAGUUUGUGUAGAUUUAAAAUUGUAUACAACUUCUAAUUCUACACUUUGUAUGUCUUUAGUUGUAUUGUAUACAUCUUGAAAAUUCUCUCCAAUGUUUACUAAUUACUUAUAGUCUACUUGUAUAUUUUGCCACCUUAUUUUGUAAACAGACAAGAAGAUUAAUGCUUGUUUGUAUGUGUGUGUGUGUAUGAACACAUAUGAAUUGAUUGUAUCCAAAUAACUAACCGAAUAUGUUGUCUUUCUUCUUUCAAUGUCUCCAUUCUAAGUGCUGAUUAUUACUAUGUAC